GUUCAGGAGUCUUUGCAGGGCAUGGGAAGCAGUGCUGACAGCUGUGACAGUGAGACAACUGUGACAUCGCAUAGUGAGGAACAGAAGACACUGGUAGCAAAGGAACUGCCCUGUUUCAGUAAGUUUGAGGAGGAAGAUGAGGAUGAUGAGGAUGAUGAAGAGGAUAUUAUCUCUCGAGUAGAGAGACGAAAGGUAGGGGCACCUUCUGAGAACAGAAGGAGCGAAGAUAGAAAAAUUAUUGACUAUGAAACUGAACAAAAUCAAGGACGAGAAAGCGAGUCAUCUCAUAUGCCAGAGACAGUCCAAGGAGAGGUCAGCUCUAAAGAGGAAGACAUUUCCAGUGAGCAAAAAGAAUUGGACCUGCUGGAGGAAGGCAGUGUGCUGGAGUUUCCUCAGUACCACACGCAUCAUAUCCUCAAGUCGAUGGAGGCUCUGGAAGGUGCCGACUCCUCCCCAUCGUCUGUGGACAGGGUUCACGUCGCCUUGCAAAGAGCUGAGAUGAGGAUCGUCAGCACAUCUGAUUCCAGGGCCGGACGCACUCUGCUUAAGUCAAAAGAUCUCCUGAGGAAGCAGAGGCUCUGGUUUGCUGAAUCGGGCUAUCCUCUAAGACGGUCUCAGUCUCUCCCAACUGCGUUGCUGAAUCCAGUGAAAGUGGUGUCCUCUGUGAAUGUCCAGUUAACUCCAGGAAAAGAGACUCUGUGCAGUCCUCCUUCUUUUACCUACAAAUACACAGGUAUGGAGGAAGACAAGAAAGUGACAUCUGAGAACAACAAAAGUGAGGGUGAGGCAGCCGCCAGCCAGCCGGUGUGCAAAUCCACGCUGUUCAUUGCACCUUCGUCCUCCAAAAAAGAAGUGCCCCAGGCUGGACCCAGCAGGCUAUCUGAGGAGCCCAGUCCCACCAGGGUACAGAGCUGUCCACUGCACACGCCGGCACACAUGUCCCAGUCGACGUGCUCCCUCCACUCCCUCCCCGCCGAGUGGCAGGACAGACCGCUCUGUGAGCACAUGAGAACACUGAGCACCCACAGCGUCCCAAGCAUCUCUGGCUCUUCCUUCAGCGCCUUGCUUUCCCCCUUCAGCUGUCCCUUCUCUCCAAGGCAUGCUGCAUUUCCUCAUCGACCUCAUGCCAUCAACCCGCCAUCCACUGUGGAGAUGCAACUGCGCAUUCUACACGACAUCAGAAACUCUCUGCAGAACCUCUCACAGUACCCGGUGAUGAGGGGUCAGGAUCUUUCAGCUGCCACCGGUUACGCUACUCAGAGAUCAUCCAUUCUACCUCUCUACGAAAAUACUUUCCAGGAGCUACAAGUGGUAAGGCGAAAUCUAAACUUAUUCAGAACCCAAAUGAUGGAUUUGGAAUUGACUAUGUUACGUCAACAGACAACAGUUUAUCAGCACAUGACAGAAGAGGAAAGAUAUGAAGCUGAUCAGCUACAGAGCUUGAGAAAGUCUGUCCGCAUGGAGCUACAGGAGUUAGAGAUGCAGUUAGAAGAACGUCUGCUUGCUUUGGAAGACCAACUGAGAAGUCUGCACAUGUCUUCACCUUACAGACCUCAGACGCACGUAGGUAUGUAUGGAAGCAGAAGUGCUGAUAAUCUGUCAUGCCCUUCUCCAUUGAAUGUCAUUGAACCAGUCUCCGAACUUAUUCGAGAGCAGUCAUUUCUGAAGUCUGAACUGGGUUUAGGACUGGGAGAUCUUGGACUGGAAACUCUCCCAGCAGAGGGUACAGAGUCUGUAUUCUCCCAUGGAAACUCUGAUUCUUCUUCAGUGUGCUCCGGUCAUGCAGGUAGAAAAGUUGGUGUUGGAUCCUCUGAACUGACAGGAAAGUCUAAGAGUCAAAGCAGGAAGUUAUACCGAGCCUCCGUUGCCUUAACACCAACUCCCCCGGUGAGAGCAGGUGCUGGACAGCAGGUGGAAAGCUCUGAGGAGCUUGCAGACUCCAAACCAGAGGCGGAGCACAAACUUGAAAAAGUCCCUCUCGUGCCUUCAGUUGAUGAAAUCCACAAAACUGUGGAGCAGGAGGAGCUGCAGCAAGUCAUACGGGAGAUCAAGGAAUCUAUUGUUGGUGAAAUAAGACGAGAAAUAGUAAGUGGAUUGUUAGCAGCUGUGUCACCCCAAAGCAGAUCUGCAACUGCAAAACAAGAUACACAGCCAUGAAAUUGGUACUACAGGUUGGAUGUAGUCCGAAAUGCUGUGGGCUUCUGCUUUGGGCCGCAUACACUGGUGAAAGUGUCAAGUUAUUUUUGCUUCAGGAGAUGUUAAAGCUGCUGAGAUAGGCUACUGUAUUCGACGCUUGGUUCUAUGAUGUGUACCUUUCCUUGAGUUCAUCUAUAAAGACUUAGACACUUUAACUAGUUCCUUACUUUCCUUAAAACAUCAACAAAACUGU
Messenger RNA from Cariama cristata (Red-legged seriema), 2389 nucleotides. RefSeq names its product sperm specific antigen 2 (gene ITPRID2). NCBI's taxonomy places the organism in Eukaryota, Metazoa, Chordata, Aves, Cariamiformes, Cariamidae. The transcript has 8 exons. The record is from RefSeq and is a predicted model, not a curated record. The annotation marks the transcript as partial.